GUUUUCUUCUGUGGUUUCGUUGAUUUGGUAACCUUACACAAGACAGACAGCAGAACCAGUGUCUGAUUGUGACCUGCUGAGCCCACUUCGGCGGCCCUCCUACCGGCCAUGGCCUCCCAGCUGGGCACGGCCCGUACUCCGCUGGAGAGCGUCUUCAGCUACAUCCCGCCCAGUCAUGAGAAAGUCGCCAAGCAGGCGCUCUUCAACGUGGCCGCCUUCGUGUUCAUGCUGGUGGUGGGCGGCAUCGGCUUCGCCACCUACAACGUCUUCUACCCAUUCAUGAAGCCGCUGGUGUGGGCGCUGCUGCUCGGCACGGUCAUGUACCCGGCCAAGCGGCGGCUGGCGAUCACCACACGCCGCUGGCUGCUCGAGAUGGAGCACUCCAGCACGCCGCUGUUCGUGCACGGAUUGCUCCUCCCGGUGUGGGCGUUCGACGCCACCACCGACGCCAUCGGCAACGCGGCUGUGCGACACAUCCGCGCGCUGGCGGCGUUCGUCGUGGCCAUCGCGUUGGUGAACGUGGCCUGGUUCUACACGCCCAGCGUGCUGGUGGGCCUGGUCUGGCUGGUCAGCCAGGGUGUGGUCGGUAACCUGCUCUGGCUGCUCACCAGCAUCUUCUCCAACAAGCUGCUGUGCUGGACCCUGCUGCUGGGCUACGUGACGGCGGUGGUGUUCUUCUGGUCGCCGUCCACACGCCGGUUCGCCAUACCCUCGUGGCUGCUGCUGCUCGGCUUCCUGUCGGGCCUGGCCGGGCCGCUGGCCGGGCCCAUCUUUGUGGCGCUGGUGGCGUUGAUGGCCGUCGGCUUUGUCACCGAGGUACUGGCCAGAAUGCGCGACGAACGGAACGAAGGAAUCAAUGUGUCCAUGUCCAAGACAAUCAUGGCGAUUAUGUACGAUCAGACGAUCUCCACACACCCAACUCAGUCGGCUGUCGAGUCGGUGUCGGAGGAGUCGGCGGCGGAGACUAGCGACCAGACGACGAGCGCCGAGGCCUCGGUCGGCAGUCUGCCCUCCUCCAUCGCCCAGUCGCCCACCGGCGCGGAAGCCACGCCCACCGGCGCCCAGGUCACGCCUUCCGAGGCUCGCACCACGUCCAGCGAGGCCCAGGCGUCCGUCGCCGUCGGGCAGGGUGCGUCCGCGGCCGCGGAGCACACGCCCACCGUCACUGAGACCACGCCUGUCGGCUCUCGGACGAGCGCGCGCUCGGCCGGCUACCUGGCGCAGAAGGGGAUGACCUCCACACCGCUCAUCCGCGCCCGGCCGCGCACCCUGCGGGCCGAGGAGACCGACACGACGGCGGGUGCCUCGACUGACACCCUGCACCGAUCCGAUGACGUCACAGAGCUGCCGUCACGGCCGCAGCCGGACACCGCCAGCCCCGGGCAGCGCGAGGAGCUCUGCUCCCAGACCACCACCUACAUCACAGCCGUCGCGUACUGCUGCCUGGUGGUCGUCGUGUGGCAGCGCAUCUGGCUCAUCUCCAUGCUGCCAGUCGUCGUCGUGUACUAUUUCAUCAAGCGGCUAGUGAUCAACUUCUGGCACUCGGGGGGUAGCGACUCGAUGCAGGCUGUGCUGGGGACGGCUCGCUCGUGGCUGCUGGAGCGCCAGGAGGGCAUCAUGCCUCUGCCCGUGCGAGGCGUCUGGAAGCUGGUGCUGCGUGGCAACGCCCACGUCAUCGCCGGCGUGCAGGGCUCGGUGGACGCCGUCGUCACCGUGCUGGUGGUGCUCGGCGCGCUCGUCUUCGUCUCGGUCGCCGCCGUGUUCGCGUUCGUGCAGAUCUAUGGCGAGACGGUGCACAUGAUCGAGCUGGCCGGCAGCGUCAUCAACUCGACGGUGGUGGCCAACCCGGACCUGCAGGCCCUGCUGCCGGCCAACAUGAGCCUCGUCGUCGACCAGAUGAUCGACAACGGCUACCUGUACGGUCGUGACUACAUCUCCAAAGUGGUGCGUGACCUGACCAAGGGCGCCGGCGCCCAGAGCCAGGAGCAGCUGGAACGGCAGACGCUGGAGCUGUGGGAGCGCCUGUACCAGGCCUGGGUGGGCUCGAUGGUGGCGGCGCCGGCUGUCGGACCGGUGGUGGACGCGGCCGGGGUGGCCUCCGCCUGGCACCUCUGGGUGGACAGGGUUCGCAACUCGGCCGACCUACUCAACAUGGACACGCUUCAGGAGGCCAUCCAGAGAAACCUGGGCACGGUGCUGGCCGUGCUGGAGUCGUCCUGGACGCUGCUGCGCAGCAACCUAACGAUGCUGGUGUCCGUGGUGACCCAGCUCAUCUCCGUCCUGCUCGGCGGCGGGUUUGCCGUGCUCAACACGCUGCUGAACAUGAUAGUGUUUGUGACGGCGCUGUUUUACCUGUUGAGCUCCAGCGGCAAGCUGUACAAGCCGGUGGAGCUGAUUGCCAGGAUGGGCCCCGUCAGUCAGGGGAGCAGCAGGUUCGUGUUGGCCGUGGACGAGGCGGUCAGCAGCGUGUUCGUCGCCUCCUUCAAGAUGGCUCUUUUCUACUGCAUGUGGACGUGGCUGGUGCACUCUCUGUUCGCCGUCAAGUUCGUCUAUCUGCCGUCAGUGGUGGCGGCCGUGCUGGGCGCCGUGCCGUUCCUGGGCAGCUACUGGGCGGCGCUGCCGGCCGUGCUGGAGCUGUGGCUUGUACACGCUCAGCCGGUCACCGCCUUGCUCUUCUUCCUCGCCCAGCUGUCGCCGAUCCUCUUCGUCGACACGGCCAUCUACAGCGAGGUCAAGGGUGGUCACCCGUACCUGACCGGCCUGGCCAUAGCAGGCGGCAUCUUCUACCAGGGCAUUGAGGGCGCCAUCUUCGGGCCCGUGCUUCUGUGCUGCCUCCUGGUGACGGUCAGCGUGUACUCGAGCCUGGUCAACACGCCCGACGAAGACCGCAAGCCGUUCGCCGGCCGGCUCAAGAGGAUGGGUACCAUUUGGUGAUGAUCUGAUUCCGCCUCUACGUACCGAGGACGGCGGUUACUAAGUUGGCUGAGCUACUGCGGCCUCGCAGCGGGCCGCCCGUCUGCAGCGUCACGCGCCGCCUGGGAGCGCGGCCCGCCGGGCCCGCCUGUCGACGCCGCCGGCGGUGCGGACGCUGCCACUUAAUUGCAGAGGCGCUGACUCUGUGACGCCAAAGUGUUGUCUCAAACUCGCGGGUCGUGUGAGGGUCGCGCUAACCCGGUAGUCCACGCGUGGUGCUGGCUGCGGUGCUUGUGCUCCAACGUUCCCGCUGAUUGCCCAGGCGCUGUCUGGAAAAGCGGAAGCCAACCACGGAAUGAUUUUUGCUUGUUGCGGUGUUAACGAAUAGUUAUUGGCCGAAGGCGACGAUUCUCCCAAAGACAUGUUGGUUGGCACAGUUUUCGCUACUUUGCACAAACUGAGACGUUUGGUAUUGCCAUUUGUGAUAAGUUGUCAGCGAUCACGUUCAUAGCUCUUACAUCGUGGCGUUCCUCCUCUCUACGAAGUACCGUUUCGUCUAGUUGCUUUUUGAGUGCGUUGUGCCUGUGUAGUUUGCUAUCCGCUUCAGUCAGAGGCCGCACGCCCCCGAACCGUGAGCUAAGGCUAAAAUUGUCUUUCAACUAAGCCGGUACUUCAUCGAAGCGGAAGAUAUAUUCCUCCUGUCCUAGACAUGGUGCUCUUAGAGUGUCUAUGGAUUUGAGUGCCUUGAACUGGAUCUAGAUGCAACAUGUUACGUUUAAAGUUUAUUUAUACUUGGGUUAUCGUUACAGGUUGCUUGCACAUAAUUCAAGCAAGGUAAAAAAAAGUUAGCAAUAGGGCAUUAUGGCCGCUGUGAUAAUCAGGUGCGCCUUACAUCUUGCGUUAGCAAACUGUUCACGUGCUCACGUGGACUAUGGAAAAGUGACUGCAGCGAGCCAUUUGCUAUUUUUUAAACUUGUGAAGCAAACAUCUAUCUGACUCCCCAAAACGCAUCCUCCGGAUCCCGUUAUCAAAGGUUUCCAUGAGACCCUAUUUUCAUCAGAACAUGGAGCGUUCUGUAUCUACCCAGGUCAGGAAAGCUUGAUCAAAGUACAUCUUGGCAGCAUUUUCUAAUUUUGUCCAAAAACCACGUCUAUGUUACCUUCCAUCGUGAAACUCUGUCGGGGCAUUGUCCAUCAAACUGGCGUGAUAUAAGAAGUGGGUAGCUACGCAAUGAAUAGUGCUGCGUGAAUAUGCUGUUUAUAUACUCUGCUCCAAAAUAUGUAUAGUGCAGAUGGCAGGUGCCGGGCUGAAGCGCUGGCUGGUACACUCGGGUUCUGGGUCGAGGAGCACACCAGCUGUGCUGAGGCGGUGACUGGUACAGCCGGGCUGAAGCGGUGGCUGGUACAGCCAUGCUGAAGCGGUGGCUGGUACAGCCGGGCUGAAGCGGUGACUGAUACAGCCGGGCCGAAGCGGUGACCGAUACAGCCGGGCCGAAGCGGUGACUGACACAUCCGUGCUGAAGCGGUGGCUGAUACAUCCGUGCUGAGGCGGUGGCUGGUACAGCCGGGCUGAAUCGGUGGCUGGUACAACCGGGCUGAAGCGGUGGCUGGUACAACCGUGCUGAAGCGGUGGCUGGUACAACCGUGCUGAAGCGGUGAAUGGUACAACCGUGCUGAAGCGGUGGCUGGUACAACCGUGCUGAAGCGGUGGCUGGUGCAGCCGGACUGAAGCGGUGGCUGGUACAACCGUGCUGAAGCGGUGGCUGUUACGACCGGGCUAAAGCGGUGACUGAUACAGCCGUGCCGAAGCGGUGGCUGGUACAGCCGUGCUGAAGCGGCGGCUGGUAGAGACGGGCUCUCUGGGCCGAGCGUGCCGAGAGACAGUGAGCGGCGCUGGCUCACCUUGGGUGCGAAUCGCGUGGACUAGGGUGGCCGGACUGGCCGAGUUGGGUGAGACUUAGUUGAGGUGUCAUUGUCGCCUAACUGGGGUUGGCAUGUAUGCACAGUAGUCAAUGGCUGAUCAAAAAUGUUGCACCAGUCGUGCCAUUGCCGUGCCGGGUUAUGGGAACGAGCAUGGAGGCACUAACGCGCCAGGUGACGGCCAGCCCGGUGGUUGAGUGUUGGCCCCUGCGUGUGCUCUGUGGCGAGGCCAGCCCACCGUCGGCGGGUUGCCGCUGUCCGGACGGUGGUGCGUUGUCGUCCGCUGUGGUAGUUUGGGCGGCGGCCGAGCGGCUGUCGGAGUCGGGCAGGGUGGACGACCGGCGUCUAUAUUCGGCCGGCCGGGCUCCCCGCCCCCUGGAGUGCUCCGUGCCCACGCCGCCCCGCUCGUCUGCCGCUCCGUCCCAAUUGGGCGGCAAUGGGCUCAACAGGCGGCGGCGGGAAGCGGGACCAGCGUGGGCGGGCUCAUGUGCGAGGUCAAUGGGCAGAAACGGACCGCCCGUGUCUGCUGGCUCACUUGCGCCGGUGGUCGAAGUCGCGCUGCCGCCAUUUGUCGAUUAAAAGAUGCGGUCGUCGGUAUUGACCGCUGCGCUAGAGCCAGCCGCCGCGCCUGGGCAGGAGUCGGCGCUGGGUGCGCCUGUGUGUAAUGCGUGCGUGCGCUGUGCGCUGUGGCAGCUGCCUGCGCCGCCAUCCGAGCCGUCCGCCGCCGCUAGUGCCGCGUGGCGGCCUGUGUAUUGUCUUGUGGAGCGAGCUGAUGCAGCGACAGUGCGGCGCCGAGCCCCUGGCCCAUUGACGACGCCGCCACUGAUGGCUCACUGAUGCUGCCGCCGCCAACUCGACGCUUGGAAUGUUGCCGGUUUGGGAAUA
Pollicipes pollicipes is the source of this 5717-nucleotide messenger RNA. RefSeq names its product transmembrane protein 245. The transcript has 18 exons. NCBI's taxonomy places the organism in Eukaryota, Metazoa, Arthropoda, Thecostraca, Pollicipedomorpha, Pollicipedidae. The coding region runs from base 109 to 2934 and encodes 941 amino acids. The record is from RefSeq and is a predicted model, not a curated record.